Gastrolobium bilobum is the source of this 486-nucleotide messenger RNA. RefSeq names its product protein SMALL AUXIN UP-REGULATED RNA 12. The record is from RefSeq and is a predicted model, not a curated record. The transcript is spliced from 2 exons. Gene Ontology annotation, biological process: response to auxin. Bases 1 to 486 code for a protein of 161 amino acids. Lineage: Eukaryota; Viridiplantae; Streptophyta; Magnoliopsida; Fabales; Fabaceae.
AUGGAACAAAGUGGAGGCUCCAAAUUGACUGGAAUUAGACAGAUUGUGAGACUAAAGGAAAUACUUCAAAAGUGGCAAACUGUGACUUUGAGCUCAAAAACUUCCCAUCCCAGUUCUUCUGAUGCAACUAAUGGGGGCCUACCACCAGCAAUUAACAAAAGGAUAACAAAUGUUAUCAAUUGUGACUCGGAUGAGGAUAGUUGCCAAAGUCCUGAACCCCCACUUGAUGUUCCAAAAGGUUACUUGGCAGUGUAUGUUGGACCAGAACUUAGGAGGUUCAUAAUUCCCACCAGCUACCUUGGCCACUCUCUAUUCAAAGUGUUGCUGGAAAAGGCUGCAGAGGAAUUUGGCUUUGACCAUAGUGGCGGGCUUACCAUCCCAUGUGAGAUUGAGACCUUUAAAUACCUCCUCAAGUGCAUGGAGACCCACCAGAAAGAGCAUCCUGAUGACAGCUCCUCUGGAAAUUCAGGAGCUUUGGAAGAGUAA